Messenger RNA from Anopheles gambiae (African malaria mosquito), 6101 nucleotides. RefSeq names its product muscle calcium channel subunit alpha-1. The record is from RefSeq and is a predicted model, not a curated record. Bases 430 to 5823 code for a protein of 1797 amino acids. Lineage: Eukaryota; Metazoa; Arthropoda; Insecta; Diptera; Culicidae. Gene Ontology annotation, molecular function: high voltage-gated calcium channel activity. The transcript is spliced from 25 exons. Gene Ontology annotation, biological process: calcium ion import across plasma membrane. Gene Ontology annotation, cellular component: voltage-gated calcium channel complex; membrane.
AAACAAGAAAUCAGUCUUUCUUUAGAUCUUGUGAAAAUCGGUGGUUGUAGCGGAUCGCUCAUACGCUAGUAGGAUUACCAAUUCCUCUCUCAUGUUCUCAUUCGGUGCGCUUUGCUCUCAGUACUCUCUAGGCAAAUUUGUGUUGGAUCGUAAAUUCCGUGGCCAAGUUAGAAAUCUGUGAGGAAACCGCUGCGGUUUUUUUUGUGAGUUCGCCUUGUUGAUCAACGACAACAGUUGGCAAGUGGAAUAUCAUUGUUUUUUAGAAGAUAUGAGUUACUAUGUUGUGUAACAUGAGUUGUUUGGUGAAUGGAUAAAAUGAUUUUAAAAUCAUUUAAGUGUUUGCUUAAAGAACGUAAUUUGCUGAGAAGAUCAUGUUAAUUCCCUAGAUUGGUUUGAUUGAUAAUGGUUGUAUGAUUUGAUGUGAACAAUAUGGAUGCCAACACGAAUAAAUACAAACCAGCCAAUGUGUCAUCGAUGCCAGCGCUUGAUGAAACCGUGCAUAAAACUACAUCUCCUGGGGUGACGCCUGUUGUUAGCACAGUGCCUCAAACUACCGUAGGGGCGGAAGAUCCAUCGUUAACCGAUGCCGGAGCAAGCAAUCAACCGAAACGUCCCCUUAGACGACCGGGAAAAGUAAUCCCCGAUCGUCCGCAACGUGUAUUUUAUUGCCUUACUUUGAAAAAUCCACUUCGGAAGCUGUGUAUCAAAGUGGUAGAAUGGAAGCCUUUCGAAUAUCUAAUUCUUCUAACGAUUUUUGCUAACUGCGUUGCUUUAGCAACAUACACACCUUUCCCAAACGGUGAUUCAAAUUCAACAAAUGCCAUGUUGGAAAAAGUGGAACAUAUCUUUCUAAUAAUAUUUACUCUUGAGUGUGUGAUGAAAUUGAUUGCUUAUGGAUUCAUCAUGCACCCUGGAGCAUAUCUUCGAAGUCGGUGGAAUAUGUUGGAUUUUACGAUUGUUCUAAUCGGAAUGAUCAGCACCACAUUAUCCAGUAUAAUGAAGGAUGGUUUCGAUGUGAAAGCGCUGAGAGCGUUCCGUGUGUUGCGUCCAUUACGAUUAGUUUCUGGAGUGCCUAGUUUACAGGUAGUACUCAAUUCCAUUCUGAGAGCAAUGGUACCACUGUUGCAUAUUGCAUUGCUUGUAUUGUUUGUAAUAAUAAUUUAUGCAAUUGUGGGACUUGAGUUAUUUUCUGGAAAAAUGCAUAAAACUUGCUUUCACAAUAUUACAGAGGACAUGAUGGAAGACCCAACGCCAUGCGGCGAAGGUGGUUUUCAAUGCAGCUCCAUAGGUGUUAACUGGGUUUGUCGCUACUAUUGGGAAGGACCUAAUGCUGGAAUCACAAAUUUCGACAACUUCGGAUUAUCGAUGCUUACUGUGUUUCAAUGCAUUACAUUAGAGGGAUGGACAGAUAUGUUGUAUUACAUUGAGGAUGCAAUGGGAAGCAAUUGGCAGUGGAUAUAUUUUGUGUCUAUGGUAAUUCUUGGUGCGUUUUUUGUAAUGAACCUUAUUCUCGGAGUUUUAAGUGGUGAGUUUUCCAAGGAGCGAACAAAGGCGAAGAGUCGUGGCGAUUUUCAGAAACUUCGAGAAAAGCAACGAAUUGAAGAAGAUUUGAAAGGUUACUUAGACUGGAUUACUCAAGCAGAAGAUAUUGAUACAUACCAGGAACCACCGUCACCAGGAAAAAUGAUGUCAGAAGGAUUGCUGAAGGGUACUAGAGCAAUGCUCGCUGGUUCAGGUUCCUCCGUUUUCAGUGGUUUAUCUCCCAAUUCUACUGAAGGCUGCAUUGAAGCGAAUAUUGAUUAUGUACAAUCUGCAUCGAAGUCGUGGUAUAAUCAACAUUUCCGUGCUUAUGAUCGGCUGAAUCGUAAGAUGCGCCGAUCCUGCCGAAAGGCAGUAAAAUCACAAGCUUUUUACUGGCUCAUCAUAAUUUUGGUUUUUUUAAACACUGGUGUACUUGCAACUGAACAUUACCAUCAACCUCAAUGGCUGGACGAUUUUCAGGAGUACACCAACAUGUUUUUCGUGGCGCUAUUUUCAUUGGAAAUGUUUCUUAAAAUGUACAGUUUAGGGCUGCAAGGAUACUACGUUUCGUUGUUCAAUCGUUUCGAUUGCUUCGUCGUUAUUGGUAGUGUAGUUGAAGUUCUUUUGACCAACACUCAACUGAUGCCUCCGUUGGGUAUAUCUGUUCUCCGUUGUGUGCGGUUAUUGCGUGUCUUCAAAGUGACCAAAUACUGGCAGUCACUAUCGAAUCUUGUAGCAUCGUUGCUUAACUCAAUUCAAUCAAUUGCGUCCCUGUUACUGCUUCUUUUUCUUUUCAUCGUAAUAUUCGCUCUACUGGGAAUGCAAGUGUUUGGCGGACGUUUUAUCUUCAAUUCAAUGGAUAAUAAACCGCGUUCAAAUUUCGAUAGCUUUGUGCAAAGCCUUUUGACCGUGUUUCAGAUCCUUACAGGAGAGGAUUGGAAUGCGGUUAUGUAUGAUGGUAUCCAAGCUUAUGGAGGUGUGGCAUCUUUUGGAAUUUUAGCAAGCAUCUACUUCAUCAUUCUAUUCAUUUGCGGAAAUUAUAUAUUGUUGAAUGUUUUCCUUGCCAUUGCUGUAGACAAUCUUGCCGAUGCUGAAUCAUUAACUGCUGUUGAGAAAGAGGAUGGUCCUGAUACAGAACUCGAUAAUUUGACUGAAAAGUCGGAAAAUGAUUUGGGUGGUAGAGACAAUGAGGAUGAGGAGGAUCUCAAUGGCGCUGAUGAGAUUGAAGGGCUAAACGACGAUGAUGAAAAUUUUUAUAAGAAUGAUGAACCAAGGAGAGUCUACGAUGUUCGAUCAAAUGCAAUGGAAGACUCUACCGUGGAUAAGACUAGUAAAAAUGCAAAUGUCACAAAAAUCUCCAUCAGUAUCAACAACACUAAAAUUGCAUUACCAACGUUUGAAGAGGCGAAAAAAACGCGCAUCAGUAGAGUAGUGAUACAAGAUCACUGUGAAGCGAUAGAAAUACCGAAUGAUCGUUCUUCCGCUCAUACAACAUAUGCCAAACGAUUAUCGGAGGCCGUGGUAUCCAGCAGCCCUAUACCGAUAUCGGACGAAAAGUCACUCUUUCUAUUGAAGCCUACCAACAGGUUUCGUCAGUUUUGCCACUGGUUGUGUAAUCACACAGUUUUUGGUAACAUAAUCCUCCUGUGCAUCAUGCUUUCUUCCGUUAUGUUGGCUGCUGAGGAUCCGUUAAAUGCAAAUUCGGAGCGGAAUCAAAUAUUGAACAAAUUUGAUUUCUUCUUUACCGCUGUAUUUGCUAUCGAGCUAAUUUUAAAAGUGAUAGCUUACGGAUUUAUUCUUCACAAGGGAGCAUUCUGUCGCUCAGCCUUCAAUUUAUUGGAUUUGCUGGUAGUCAGCGUCUCAUUAGUGUCCAUGUUGUUCAGCUCAGGCACAAUAUCUGUCGUCAAAAUUCUUAGAGUGCUUCGAGUGUUAAGGCCUCUUAGAGCUAUUAAUCGAGCGAAAGGAUUAAAGCAUGUUGUGCAAUGCGUUAUUGUUGCUGUUAAAACAAUUGGAAACAUUGUUUUGGUAACAUUUUUGCUACAAUUUAUGUUUGCCGUGAUUGGAGUACAAUUAUUCAAGGGUAAAUUCUUUUCCUGCUCAGAUCGUUCGAAAUACGAAGAAGCGGAAUGUCACGGCACUUACUUAGUUUUCGAAGAUGGUAACGUAGAUAAACCUGUGUCGAAGGAAAGGGAAUGGUCUAACAAUAGGUUUCAUUUCGAUGAUGUACAAAAAGCUAUGCUUACCCUAUUUACUGUUUCUACCUUUGAAGGCUGGCCAUCCUUGCUAUAUGUGUCGAUCGACUCACAUACGGAAAACUUUGGACCAAUAUACAAUUAUCGGCCGUUGGUUGCGACGUACUACAUUAUAUACAUAAUUGUUAUUGCCUUUUUCAUGGUAAACAUCUUUGUUGGCUUUGUGAUAGUGACAUUUCAAAAUGAAGGCGAACAAGAGUAUAAAAACUGUGAUCUCGAUAAAAAUCAGCGUAAUUGCAUCGAAUUUGCACUUAAAGCUAAACCAGUCCGACGAUACAUCCCAAACGAUGAUCGGAUACAGUAUAAAGUAUGGUGGUUCGUUACGUCACAGCUAUUCGAGUACACCAUAUUUAUUCUGAUUAUGAUGAACACGAUUACACUGUCUAUGAAAUUCUAUCGUCAACCACAACCCUACACAGAAUGGCUAGAUUUUUUAAAUCUACUGUUCACUGCAGUAUUUGCACUGGAGUUUGUAUUCAAACUAGCAGCCUUCAGGUUUCAGAACUAUUUUGGAGAUGCUUGGAACGUUUUCGAUUUUAUUAUCGUAUUAGGAAGCUUUAUCGAUAUCGUUUAUUCCGAGGUGACGACUAGUAGCGGAACUAAGGGUGCUUCGACGAUCAUAUCCAUAAAUUUUUUCCGCUUAUUUCGUGUAAUGCGACUAAUCAAAUUGUUAGCUCGUGGUGAAGGAAUACGCACCCUUCUCUGGACAUUCAUAAAAUCCUUUCAAGCACUGCCAUACGUAGCAUUACUUAUAGUAAUGUUAUUCUUUAUUUAUGCUGUCAUAGGAAUGCAAGUUUUUGGUCGUAUUGCGUUGGAUGACGAUACCGCAAUACAUAGAAAUAACAAUUUCCAAACCUUUCCUCAGGCAAUUUUGGUUUUGUUUAGAUCAGCGACUGGAGAGGCUUGGCAAGAUAUCAUGCUUGAUUGUUCUGCUCGUGAAGAGGUACGCUGCGAUGAAAACUCAGAGGAUAAGGAAUCCAAAGAAGGCUGUGGAUCCAACUUUGCCUUCCCUUACUUUAUUUCCUUCUAUGUACUUUGUUCAUUUCUCAUCAUAAAUUUGUUCGUGGCCGUUAUCAUGGAUAACUUUGACUAUUUGACACGAGACUGGUCCAUUCUUGGACCCCAUCAUCUGGAUGAGUUUGUGCGCCUGUGGAGCGAGUACGAUCCUGACGCGAAGGGUCGUAUCAAGCAUCUGGACGUAGUGACCCUGCUACGUAAAAUCUCGCCACCGCUUGGUUUUGGCAAGCUAUGCCCACACCGAGUAGCCUGUAAGCGUCUUGUCUCGAUGAAUAUGCCGCUAAACAGUGAUGGUACGGUGUUAUUCAAUGCAACACUGUUUGCGGUAGUGCGCACCUCGCUAAAAAUCAAAACUGAGGGGAACAUCGAUGAAGCCAAUCUUGAGCUGAGACACAUUAUUAAACAAAUAUGGAAACGAACGAGCAAUAAACUGCUGGAUCAAGUAGUACCCCCGCCUGGCAUAGAUGAUGAGGUAACAGUGGGUAAAUUCUAUGCAACAUAUUUAAUACAGGACUACUUCAGGAGGUUUAAAAAACGAAAAAACUAUGACCGUAAUUCUGAACCGGCUUCACACAUGACUUUACUAGCCGGAUUACGAAUACUGCAUAAAAAAGGGCCUAAACUGAAGCGUAAGAUUUCCGGCACACUUCAUGAAAGUGCAUCUUCUAUAAACCCAGAGCCAACACAUCGGCGUAAUCACAAGCUCUUUGGAAUUAAUUGGCCCACGUCAUACACGAUAAGGAAACCCUACUUUAAUAAAGCUAAUACUAUUAAUUCGACCCAAGAACAUUGCCCUCCGGUUCGGACGACAAGAACUUAUGCUACACUGAACAAAGGAUUCCGCGAUGUCAAUAAAACUCUAAUGUACGGUUUUAGAAUGAUGCAUGAUCACGAUCAGUUCAAAGAAACUUUCACCAGUGAUAUUGAAAUUGAAACCAAUGAUAGUGAUAGAGCACUAAAACCACUUUGUUUUGGCGAAAUAUAUUCAAAACAGACUAGCCGGGUUGUAAAUGCAGCAGAAAAUGAAACAUAAUCUUUAGUACUGAUUCAGUCUUUCUCCGAGUUACGCCAGUUCGAGUUAGGUUAAUUUUUAUUUGUGACAGUUCAUAUGUCUAACCAGUACAAUUUUCUGCAUCUCUUAUCAAAUGAAAAUAAUUAGCAUAUUUUCUUCAAAAGUGUUACGUCACUAAAAAGACAUACAUGACCGAAUUUUCUACACCAAUUGCAUUGAAUAAGUAAUUAAUUACACAAAUGAACUAAAUUCAAUCAAAAAUCAUUCUUAAUAAAGUAUAUUUUGGCUGUAAAACUUAA